Messenger RNA from Anopheles merus, 2991 nucleotides. RefSeq names its product phosphatidylserine lipase ABHD16A. Gene Ontology annotation, biological process: phosphatidylserine catabolic process; monoacylglycerol catabolic process. The transcript has 9 exons. The record is from RefSeq and is a predicted model, not a curated record. Gene Ontology annotation, cellular component: endomembrane system. Bases 523 to 2082 code for a protein of 519 amino acids. NCBI's taxonomy places the organism in Eukaryota, Metazoa, Arthropoda, Insecta, Diptera, Culicidae. Gene Ontology annotation, molecular function: monoacylglycerol lipase activity; glycerophospholipase activity.
AACAACAACAAAAAGGCUACCAAAAAAACUAAUUACAUAAAAAAAACUACCAAUACAUGCUGUAGAUUUUGCAUUUCACGUUUCCUGUCCGCUCGACUCCGCUUCCACGACGGGGCUAUGCUGUGUGAUGCUGUGUUAGAUAAGUGCUGGCCCCUCACGUUGGAUAUGUAUAGAUUGGUGAUUAGACAACGAUUUCGCGCAGUCUAUCACCGAAGAAAGCUCGAAUAGCUCUCCAAACACGCACUCGCGGGCCAGGAAGCGAAUCCUUCGGCGACAAGGUAAACCAGCAGCAGUGUGGCGUAGUGGCGAAUCAUUGUCGCCUGCCGAACAAAACCCACCACACUAUUACCGUGAGCAUCCUGUCGCGCUGAGCGUGGAGCGAGAAAGUUGUUGUGCGCAUACGUCCCCCUCCCCACGAACGGGUGGCAACUUGUUUUUUUUUUUUAAUUUUGUCGCGGCUUCAGUGACGAAGCAACCAACAACAUUCACUAUCGCUAAACAGAGCAUACGCGUGUGGACAACAUGCCAUUCCAUAAGUACAUUUUUACCCCGAGACUGCUGAAGGAGUACGAUGGAUCGCGGGACAACUACGAGCCGGGAACGUUGGAGAAAUAUGGAGACCAGCUCCUGACAGCUUUAAAUCUGAUGUGGAGCUUCAGCUACUACACCUCCCCCAUCCUGGUGUCGAUCCUGUAUCGGCGCGGUUACUUUGUCGCCGAAUCGGUCGGCCCUUUUGCCAAGGUAACGACCGGCCUGGGACUGCUGGUGGCCAUGUCGCUCUGUAUGCGCGGUCUCGGCCGUUCGAUGAACACGGUAUACGUGCGGUUUGCGGAAACACUCGAGAAUGCACGACGCAGUAGCGACCGGUGCGGGGCUCCGAAGGCGGCCCUCCGCCGCUACGACUUUGAUUUCGAGCAGUGGCCCGUCGACUACACCGUAAAGGGUGGAAGUCGCAAAACGGUUGCCCAGCGGAACAAGAACUUCUGGAUCUCGUCGCUGCCGUGCCAGAUUGCGGCGUACGUUGCCAUUCAUACGUUUGGCAUUCGGAUGAUUUAUCCCGGCUCGGUACGGCUGCUGCAAAGUUACGUCGAGCCCAUGCUGAUCGAAGGCCGCACGAAGCUGGUGACACAAUGCAAUGGGCAGCGGAACAAGGUAAAAACGGCGGACGGAAACGAAAUCGACACGAUCGUGGUGGACAACCGGAACAAGAGCGCAAAUGGUAAAACGCUCGUCAUCUGCUCGGAAGGCAAUGCGAGCUUCUACGAGAUUGGCAUCAUGUCGACGCCGCUAGAUUUGAAGUAUUCCGUGCUCGGCUGGAACCAUCCCGGAUUCGCCGGCAGUAGUGGACGCCCGUACCCAGACCAGGAUCAGAACGCGAUCGACGCUGUGCUGCAGUUUGCUAUCCGCGAGCUUGGCUUCAAGCCGGAAAACAUCAUCCUGUACGGUUGGAGCAUCGGGGGCUACUCGACGCUGUAUGCCGCCAGCCAGUACCCGGAGGUGAAGGGCGUCGUUCUGGAUGCGACGUUCGACGAUGUGCUGCAGCUAGCGUUGCCCCGCAUGCCGGAACAGAUCUCCAACAUUGUCAAGAUCGCCGUGCGGGAUUAUGUGAAUCUGAACAACACAGAGCUGAUCGUCCGCUACAAUGGGCCGGUGUUGCUGAUCAGACGCACGGAGGAUGAAAUUAUUUGCUCAGAAGAUGCCAACCUUGGUACAAAUAGGGGAAAUUUCCUGCUCAUUAGUAUGCUUAAGUAUCGAUUCCCAAACAUUCUCAAGCCGGAACAGGAAACCUAUGCGAAGGAACUGCUAUCGAAACCGGUCGAUUUCAUCAAGGAUGUACCGGAACAGUAUUGCAUGUCACUGCUCAUGUCCUACCUUAACGACAACGGUAACAAUGGAACGAGCCGGAGCUAUCCGAUCGAAAUCGGUGCCGAAUAUACGACGGAGCAGCGCAACUCUAUGGUCAAAUUCUUGAUUAAAAAGUACUUGGCAGACUUUAAAUCGACCCACUGCACACCGCUGCCGGAAGAAUUCUUCCAAACGCCGUGGGAAAUUCCAACCGAAACAGACUACGUUUUUACAUAAGGUGCGGAACACUUUCUGCUAUUAUUGUGGUUUUGGUCGGUUGAGGUAAGAUGUGGCUGUUUUAUUUCGUUUCGUGGGUGUGUGUGUUUGUUUCCUCUUCGUUUUCAGACAAAAGCAGUACAGUUUUCUGUAUUUGGUGGGUUUUCUAGAUAUUACAAUUGGUCAGCUUAUCUAUGCGCACCUUCACACCUCCCGUUUGUGGAUGGCUUUCUUCUCUCGUGUUAAGAGUCUUUUUUGCCAAAAUGACUUUAAACACUUUCUUAAAAUGCGUGUAAUGCUCUGUAACUGAAUCAAACGUUCUCGAUUCUGUCCCUGAUUAGGGUAAAACUUUCCAGCACAGUUAGGUGAAAGUUGUCCAAUAUUUAUAAACACAAAUAAAUAAUAUUUGCCGCAGAGAGAUCGAACGGUGUGCAAUCAGAGAAAGGCCGACAUAACUCCCAAUUUGUGGAUUAUUUUGCAUUGCGCUUGCGAAGGGAGCUAGAAAGCCAAAUAUCUAAAUGGCUACCACAAAUGUACUAAAACAAUUCCAGAUAUUUACCCCCGAGAAACUGAAAGGGAACUGAUAAAAAGCGAGAGAUUAGGCGGAUGUAAAGGAUGGGUUGAAAAGAAAGCUGCAACAUUCUUAUAUGAUAUGAUCUUCUCACUUACUGUUUGAUGCAUGGGAGUUUGGGACAGGUAGGAAGGCAAAACGAGGCAAGCAUGACCUUUGCGCGUGUGUACCACCAUCGCCCUUUAAAGGUAGAUGGCAGUUUUCAACGACAAAACAAACAAAAAACCAAAUAACCAGGAUACUAUUUUCCUGCGCCCAAACUAAGCAGUGAACAGAUCUUAACUAUAUUUUACCCGGAGGGUAUAUAAUUCUGGCUAAAAUCGAAAUACGGCUGGGGCUGGUGGAUACAAAAUAAAACC